UCCCAACUCUCAUGACAACUCUGUCCCACCAGCACCAUCCCCCUCUCUCCCAGCCUUUUCCCCAAAGCUUAGAAUAAAGAAUGCACCAAAUUUACCGCUAGCAAUUCUCUUUCUCCAUUAAAGAACACCAAAAAGCUCUCUCCUUUAAGUUCAAAAAGGCUGAAACAAGUGUUUGGUUAGAGGGAAAGUGAAGGAAAAAAAGUGGGAAAAAGAUUUGUUUUUCAUCAAUGGGUUGUUCUGCUUCAAGACCCAACACUAAUAUCAUCACCAGAACCCAAAACUCCAACGAAGACCCGCAUUCCUUUUCUUCUGUGGAUUCAUCCAUGGUUUCUUCACUCAAUUCUUCUUCUUCUUCCCCGCUUCCCCCGCCUCCGCCGGUUGUUUCUCGAGCUCUCUCGCUCCCGACGCCGUUAGUUCACCACCCGCCGUUGAGGAAAGGCGACAGCCACCACCUCGUUUCGUUGACUUCCACCACCUACGGCUCUCUUUCACUCAUCGACAUCCAAAAGCCGGAAAUCAACAUCACCUCCCUAGGCGACAAGUCGCCGGUUCAUGUGGACCAAGUCGAGUCAUUGUCGCCGGACUCAGUCAUCAACACGUGGGAACUCAUGGAUGGGCUAGACGAUUGCGGCGAUUUCGAUCUGGGUAAGCCUAAAUCUCUGUUUAAUACUCGUACAAAGGAGAUUCCGCCAUUAACAAAGCCAUUAUGGAAGCAUUUAUCUGAAGAAUCACUGCUUUCAAAGCUUGACCCUAAUGUAGUUUCAAGCUACAGAAGAGCUUUAUCUUCUAGGCAAUUAGUCAACGAAUCCAAAACCCCAAUCGCCACGUGUUCUUCUUCAAGCCCUUCGUGUACUUCAUCACUAUCCGAUAGCUGGGUCAAAGUGCCAACCACUGAGUCCAAACUCGUGUUGUACUUCACUAGCUUAAGAGGAAUUCGAAAAACAUACAAAGAUUGUUGUAGUGUUAAGAUGAUAUUCAGAGGCUUUCGAGUUGCGGUCGAUGAGAGGGACAUUUCGAUGGAUUCCAUGUACCGAAACGAGUUGCAGUCACUGCUGGGAGGGAAAAUUAUUUGCCUGCCACAAGUGUUCAUCAGGGGGAAACACAUUGGUGGGGUUGAAGAGAUUAAACAGCUUAAUGAAAACGGUGAAUUAUCGAAGCUUCUUGCGGGGUUUCCGGUUCGAGAUCCUGGAGUCGUUUGCGAAGGCUGUGGCGAUGCGCGGUUCGUGCCGUGCCCCAACUGCAAUGGAAGCAGGAAAGUGUUUGAAGAAGAUGAUAGGUUAAGAAGGUGCCCUGAUUGCAAUGAAAAUGGGUUGAUAAGGUGUCCUGCUUGUUCUCUUCAUAAACCGAGCAGAUGUUGAAUUUCGGGAUGCAUGAUUCUUUCCGCUUAAUCAGCGGAUGAAGGUAUAUGUUGCUCCAACUCGAUCAUAUGUCUGGAAAUGUAUUCCGAUAUAAGAGUCGGAGCAAUGAUUAUUUGUAGCAGUACUGUUUUGUUUGAUGUUAGUUCCAUGAUGUGCGGGUCUGUCUAAUGUCUAUAUACUACUAGUUCAGCA
Messenger RNA from Hibiscus syriacus, 1550 nucleotides. RefSeq lists its product as uncharacterized. The transcript has a single exon. The coding region runs from base 228 to 1358 and encodes 376 amino acids. The record is from RefSeq and is a predicted model, not a curated record. Lineage: Eukaryota; Viridiplantae; Streptophyta; Magnoliopsida; Malvales; Malvaceae.